Messenger RNA from Meloidogyne enterolobii, 366 nucleotides. Lineage: Eukaryota; Metazoa; Nematoda; Chromadorea; Rhabditida; Meloidogynidae. The record is from the annotation of a GenBank genome assembly.
ACUCCUCAAAAAUCCACUCUUGUUGCCCGCUUCUCAACAAAACCGCCCUCCGCAGCCGUUUUCUUCUCCACCUUCUUAACAGAGGGACGACAACAGCAAUAUGUAAAGGGUAAAAUGAGCUUGCCCGCUCAUUGCGACGCGCAUUUAUAUACGAGGUCUGUCCUUCUUAAAAGAAAUGGGCAGGCUGGCAGGAAAAAUGGGCGGGAAGUUAAAAAUUUUAGAAAAGACACACUCUCUAUUCUUUAUUUUUCUCUAAUUCUCGUUAUCAAAACAUUUUUAACGUGUUUGUUGUUUACAACGAAGAGCGUCCGCCCCCUCGUUUUGACGAUGCUAUUAAUGGGCGGCGCACGUACGCUCGUUGUCUAG